Molecule: messenger RNA, 2082 nt
Organism: Debaryomyces hansenii CBS767
Lineage: Eukaryota; Fungi; Ascomycota; Pichiomycetes; Serinales; Debaryomycetaceae
Product: anaphase promoting complex subunit 2
Exons: 1
Coding region: 1-2082 (693 amino acids)
Biological process (GO): ubiquitin-dependent protein catabolic process
Cellular component (GO): anaphase-promoting complex
Molecular function (GO): ubiquitin protein ligase binding
Source: RefSeq, a predicted model, not a curated record
AUGAUUACUAUACCUCUUUCGAAAGAAAAUUUUAACCAAGUGAUCCCAAUCCCUACUCUUCAAGAUUUGGCGGCUAAUUCAUCAAAUUCAGAUCAACAAUCAAAUAAUAUAGAAAAUGAUAUUGAUUAUUUACUUCAUUGGUUAAGUCCAUUUUGGCCAGACAAUAGGGUGUUUAACGAGCCAUCUCAAAGGGUCAAAUCUGCUGUUAGGAGCUGUCUCAGGGACGAGUCUAGUCAAUUAGAUUUCGUUAAGUUGUACGGAAAUUCGAUCAAACCAAGAUUUUUUGAAGAACUAUCACCAGUACUAUUGGAUGAUAGGGUUUUAUUAACUGAAGCGAUAGAUAAAAUUAAGUUUAUAAAAGACUACUACAACCAAUACAUCAAGUAUUUGAAUUUAAAUAAAUUGCCUUAUGAUAUACUUAAUAGGAAUCUAAAUUCGUUGUUUCAUUCAAUAUUAGUCGAAAAUAAGCAAUCCAAAUUCAUAAAAAACUUGACUAAUUACUUAUAUGAAAUGUUGUUCGGUGAUGAAAAAUGCCUACAUGGUUCUGUCCAUGGCUACAUUCUGGUUUUGUUAUCGAUUGAAUUAAUCGAUGAAUUAAAUUCAAUAAUAAUACGCUUGUCAAUUAAACAGAUAAAAGAUUAUAUACUUGCCACAUGCACAAAAGUAUGGGAUAAACCAUUGUUAGAAGAGAUUAACUGUUGGAUUAAACUGGAUUUAUUUCCCAGUUUUAAUUUGAUAAUGAGGCUAUCAAACUUUGAUUUCUCAGAGAAGUAUUUGUACGAUUUAAUCAAGAUUGCACAUGAUGAACUAGUCUCAUUAAGAAUUAAAGAAAUAUUUGGCUUAGUGGUGGAUUAUCCAAAUUCCUAUAUUGCAUUAUCAGAAUUACAUCAAUGUCUACUGUUCAAGUUCAACUCUCAUAAUACCGGUACCAAUAUAUCUAACUUGAGCACUGUUAUUAAUUCUAACAUAAAUACAUCUGAGAUUGAUUCGGCAAAUUCAUUAAUAACUAUUUCGAAUUUCUCAUCUAUACUUAUAAACAAUUCAGCGAAUUCUCAAGCAUAUCAAAGAGCUAAGUUGGUAGAUACAUUUAUACAAUUAUGUCAUGAAGAAUUACUUCAUUCUGGAGCAAAUACUGUGAAUGUCAUUACCUGUUACACAUCUACAAUCAAAUCAUUUUUGAUUAUUGAUCCUAAGGGUGUGUUACUCGAUAGAGUAGUGAGACCAAUCAGAAGAUAUUUGAAAACAAGAGAAGAUAUUAUUAUUAAACUAGUACAUGGCUUAUUGGACCAAAGUGAAAGCAACGAUUUACUCGAAUUAGCUCAAGAAUUAAGAAAUGGGACGAAAAAAACGGUUAUAGCCGAUGAUCUUAUGGAUUUAACUUGGGUCCCUGAUCCUAUUGACGCAUUGCCUGACUUCAAAAAGAGUAAAAUGACCGAUAUAAUAGAAUCAUUAAUAUCAAUCUUUGACCUGAAAGAAAUAUUUAUUAACGAGUUCACUCAAUUAUUUGGUGAGAGGUUGAUUAAUUUGCACGAUUAUGAUGUCAAAGAUGUAACUGAUCAUUUAGAUCUACUAAAAUUACGAUUCGGAGAAAACGAAUUCACAACGUUAGAUAUUAUGAUUAAAGAUAUCGAACAAAGUAAAAUAACAAAUGAAAAAAUAAAUUACAGAAAUGAAUACUCUUUUCAUUCUACAAUUCUUUCCCAUUUAUACUGGCCAACAGUUUGUGAAAAUGUUUCCCAUAAUGAUAGCUUCAAAUUACCUGAUACUAUUUCGAAUCAGUUUGAAAAGUUUGAUAAAGAAUUUGCUGGAGUUAAAAAGGGUCGAGGCUUGAAGUUACUUCCUAGUCUCGGCUUGGUCAGACUUGAAUUACUGAUAAGAAAUACGAAAUUACUGUUUGAAGUAACACCUGAUAAAGCGUCCAUAAUAUCAUUAUUUCAUGACAAGGUUGAUGAAUUGAGAUUGACAAAUAUAGCUAGUCAGUUAGAUAUGCAGCCAUAUGUUGCUUCAAAAGCUAUAGACUACUGGAUAAAGCAGAAUGUUUUAACGGAAACAUCUAAAGGAAUAUACAAGGUAAACGAAUGA